This is a messenger RNA of Trametes versicolor FP-101664 SS1, 1897 nucleotides long. RefSeq names its product Myo-inositol-1-phosphate synthase. The transcript has 3 exons. Lineage: Eukaryota; Fungi; Basidiomycota; Agaricomycetes; Polyporales; Polyporaceae. The record is from RefSeq and is a predicted model, not a curated record. Gene Ontology annotation, molecular function: inositol-3-phosphate synthase activity. Gene Ontology annotation, biological process: inositol biosynthetic process; phospholipid biosynthetic process. Gene Ontology annotation, cellular component: cytoplasm. Bases 49 to 1719 code for a protein of 556 amino acids.
CUUUGCGUCUAAACUUCCCGAACACCCCCUCGUAUAAACAACUCUACUAUGUCUUCUAUCGCCAACGGAACCGGGGCGAACACGCCCGAGUCUCAGCUCGAGAGUGUCCUCCCCAUCCACCCCACUGCUGCGCGUCGGGGCAACCCUAUCGUCGUGCAGUCCGACCUCACCUCCUACACCAACGACCACAUCGUCUCCAAGUUCACCAACCGUAACGCGGACGUCGCCGUAGUCGAGGGCCAGUACAUCGUCACUCCGACCACCAAAGAAUAUGAGUUCCAGACGGCCCGCAAGGUCGCCAAGACUGGUCUCAUGAUGGUCGGUUGGGGCGGUAACAACGGCUCGACGCUCUCCGCGACGAUCCUCGCCAACCGUCACAACAUCAUCUGGCGCACCAAGGGCGGUGUCCAGCAGCCCAACUACAUCGGCUCGCUCCUCCGCGCGUCGACCGUUCGUCUCGGGUCUGACCCCGCCACGGGCAAGGACAUCCACGUCCCCAUCUCGGACGUCCUGCCCAUGGUCCACCCCAACGACCUGGUUCUCGGCGGCUGGGACAUCUCCGGCGCGCGUCUCGACGAAGCCAUGAAGCGCGCCCAGGUCCUCGACUACGACCUCCAGCGCCAGGUCGCGCCGCACAUGGCCGAGCUCGGCGCUCCCCUCCCCUCCAUUUACUACCCGGACUUCAUCGCGGCGAACCAAGAGGCUCGCGCGGACAAUGUCGUCCCCGGCACCGACAAGCAGGCGCACCUCGAACACCUCCGCGCCGACAUCCGCCGCUUCAAGGAGCAGAACGGGCUUGACCGUGUCAUCGUCUUCUGGACGGCGAACACGGAGCGCUACAGCGAGAUCAUCCCGGGCGUGAACGACACCGCGGACAACCUCCUCGCCGCCAUCAAAGCGUCGCACCCCGAGGUCUCGCCGUCCACGCUCUUCGCUGUCGCAGCGAUCCUCGAGGGCGAGCCGUUCGUGAACGGCGCGCCCCAGAACACGUUCGUGCCGGGCGCCAUCCAGCUCGCGGAGCGCAAGCACUCGUUCAUCGGCGGCGACGACCUCAAGUCCGGCCAGACGAAGCUCAAGUCGGUCUUCGCCGAGUUCCUCGUGAACGCGGGCAUCAAGCCGCUCUCCAUCGCGUCGUACAACCACCUCGGCAACAACGACGGGCACAACCUGUCCGCGGAGCCGCAGUUCAAGAGCAAGGAGAUCAGCAAGAGCAGCGUCGUCGACGACAUGGUCGCCGCGAACCCGCUCCUGUUCGAGCCCGCGCAGCCGGGCGCGCCGAAGGGCUCAAAGGCGGCCAAGGGCGAGCACCCCGACCACAUCGUCGUCAUCAAGUACGUGCCCGCGGUCGGCGACUCGAAGCGCGCGAUCGACGAGUACUACUCGGAGAUCUUCUGCGGCGGUCGCUCGACCAUCAACAUCUUCAACGAAUGCGAGGACUCGCUCCUCGCGACGCCGCUCAUCCUCGACCUCGCGAUCCUCGCGGAGCUGCUCACGCGCAUCAAGUACCGCGACGCCUCCGCCGGGUCCAAGGCUGACUUCGCGCCGCUGUACCCCAUCCUGUCGCUCCUCUCGUACAUGCUGAAGGCCCCGCUCGUCAAGCCCGGCACGGACGUCGUCAACUCCCUCAACCGCCAGCGCAACGCGCUCGAGACCUUCCUGAAGGCCUGCAUCGGUCUCGAGGGCAGCAGCGACCUCCUCCUCGAGACGCGCAUCUGGUAAACGACUCGACGCUGCGGAGGCGCGUGGGUAGAGUUCGGAAGUGCUAGAUGAGGUUCAACAUCUCCGUUACCUGUCCCUGUUAUGUAGAUCUGUACGCCGUUCAACCGGCCUGUUCGUUUGUGACCGAGUGUCUCUGUCGAAUCAACGUGCUUGGUAUAACCUGCGAGCCUUCUUCCCG